AUGGACCACUCAACGCUCCCCAUCUCCCCAUCGAUGACCUACGUCUUCUCUCCGGAACAACACGGUCACCUCGUUCCCUGGAUUGCCGCCCUCCAUGCCUCAUGCAUGACCAUGGACCGAAUGAUCGGGCCCUUUCUCCCGCCGCUCGAGAACGGAAAACUGUUGGGGUGGUGGAGGGAGAGGAUCGCCGAGUCUAAUCGGGGCACCCGGGUCAUCGUCCUGCUUUUGCCCGAGACUCCUCCCGGCAGCAAACCGGUGGGCAACGACCUGAGAGGCUUGGCGAUGUUGAAGUUGUCCGACACGGAGACGGGCUCGUUUAGGGGGAAGAUCGAUACUCUGCUCGUAAAUCAGAAGUUUAGACGCCAGGGGGGCGCGAAGGCGUUGGUGGACGCGUUGGAGUACGAGGCCGCUAGGAGGGGGAGGACUCUGCUGCGCGUAAACACCGAAACAAACUCCGCCGCCGAAGCCGCCUUCAAGAAAUUCGGCUACAUCGAGUUCGGCCAGGUGCCUCAGUUCAGCAAAGCCGUCGUUUCUCAAGGCAGCCUCAAGAAGAGCGAGACGUUUUUUUACAAGGAUUUGCUGUCAAUCUCACAACCAUCGUCUGGCUCCAACUCCUCUUCCUCCUCCUCUUAG
Molecule: messenger RNA, 633 nt
Organism: Sordaria macrospora k-hell
Lineage: Eukaryota; Fungi; Ascomycota; Sordariomycetes; Sordariales; Sordariaceae
Molecular function (GO): acyltransferase activity, transferring groups other than amino-acyl groups
Source: RefSeq, a predicted model, not a curated record